AUGUACGACUCUUUCGCAGACAUUCAAACGUUUGUAGGUUCGGACGAGAUUUGUGAAGUCCUUUGUGAACCAUGUUCGAAAGGGUCUGAUUCUCGACCAGUAAGUGCGCGACAUUUUUGUUCUACUUGUGUUUCUUUCAUGUGUAGUUCCUGCAGGAAAAGCCAUGAUUUGUUCUUAAAGGGCCACGUGUUUGAAGAAGGAGACAGUAUUCCGAAGGACAUGUGCCAAAUGAAGUGUCCGAAACAUAAACUGGAGAUAACAAAGUACUGUUGUUUGAAAUGUAAUGAGUUUAUAUGUGAGACAUGCAAAAAUCAUGAACAUUCUUCAUGUAACGGUAUGGUAAAGUCUGUUUCAAGUCUUGCCAAAGGUUUCGGCGACAGUAAAGACUUUCAUGACUUCACGAAAAGACUUUGUGCUGCCCAAGAGAAAAUUGAAGAGCUCGAUGUCACAAAUUCUACAAAUCUGUCUGAAAUAGAACGUUGCAGAGAUGAAGCAAUAAAUGACAUAGAAAAGUUGCGGGAUGAAGUUACGUCAAAAGUUCUUAAGCUUUCGGAGGACCUGUGUAAUUCGGUUACAUUACAAGCAAACAUGUACCGUGCCAAUGCUAUGUCAACAGAAACUGAACGAACAGAAUUGAAAGCUGAAGUACAUACUAUCAAGCACGACUUGGAAAGGAAACGGUCAAAUGGCGAAAAUUGUUUGCUCUUUAAGACGAUACAAGAUCAAGAUUUAGGCAGAAUUGAAGCCUCUGUAAAGGCCCUGGGACAAGUUGGCGGGCUUAUUAGAUACACAUUUCACCCAUCUGAAGAAGUCGAGAAAAUAAGGAAUGCUAUAAAAAGCAUGACUUCUUUUGGAAUAUUGAAACCAAUGGAAGACACGGUUCCGGAUACAGAUUUUCGUGACAAAAUUCGUGCAAAAAUGCGCUUUUUCAGAAAAUGA
Mercenaria mercenaria is the source of this 939-nucleotide messenger RNA. Its product is annotated as transcription intermediary factor 1-alpha-like. The coding region runs from base 1 to 939 and encodes 312 amino acids. NCBI's taxonomy places the organism in Eukaryota, Metazoa, Mollusca, Bivalvia, Venerida, Veneridae. Gene Ontology annotation, molecular function: zinc ion binding. The transcript has a single exon. The record is from RefSeq and is a predicted model, not a curated record.